GAGCGGCCGAGCGAGCGCUAUGUCCGUGUGUGCGCCGCGCGCCUGCUGCCGGCCGCGCGCCCCACCGACGCUGCUCGACAUCACAGCCAAAAUAGUUGCUGCUAACAUCCCAUUUCAACGUAUCGAGGAACGCUAUGAGCGUAUACCGGAGCCGGUUCAGCGGCGUGUCGUGUACUGGUCCUUCCCCCGGGAUGAACGGGACAUCUGCAUGUACUCUUCCCUGGCGAGAGCGCCGCCGGACGACCACCGCAACAUCGCCUUCUGCCGAGGCCUCAAGCUGCUGGAGGCCGGCUGCGUGGAGAACGUGCUACAAGUCGGAUUCCAUCUCAGCGGCGUGGUGCGUGCCCCGGCGACCGUCCCGCCAUGUUCUGAACCAGAGAGGUUAUACAGGGUUACAGUGUCUUUCGACAGAUGUAAGAUAACAGGAGUGACGUGCAGCUGCGAUGCGCGCGACAUCUUCUGGUGUCAGCACGUUGUUGCGCUCGCCCUGUACCGCAUCAGAAACGCAGACUCCGUCAGACUGAGAGUGCCUAUAUCAGAAACGCUCCUACAAAUGGAUAGGCAGCAACUACAGAAGUUCGUCCAGUACCUGAUAGCGGAGCAUCACACCGAAGUGCUGCCGACGGCCCAGCGGUUAGCAGACGAGGUCUUGCAGGCCAGGUCUGCUAUAAACAGGAUCUGUGGAGCGCCUGAUCCGACCGCCGGACCCCCGCCGGACGCGCACCAUGCUUGGCAUUUAGAUGAGCAACAGGUUUGUGAGCAAGUGCGGGCGUAUCUAUUACAGGGGACAUAUUACAAUGCAAAUAAGCAGCUCAACUCGUUAUUUUCAAAGGUGAGGGAAAUGCUCCGAGCCCAAGACUCGAAUGGCCCUCGUAUGCUGAUGCUAAUGACUGAGCAAUUCCUCUCGGACCCUCGACUCCUGCUGUGGCGGAACCAGAACACGCCCAUGACUGAGAAAUGCAGGCAGCUGUGGGAACAACUGGGUGCUUUAUGGGUCAGCAUAGUUUUGGACCCAGGCAGCAAUAAUCAUCAUAGGAUGCAGUGGAAAAUUUUGUUGGAAAAGUGGUCUGCGGUUGAAGUGUGCCCGACGGAAGAUCCGGAUUAUAGGUCGUUCCCUUUGUACGCAAGAGAAAGAGAAAGAAACGAGAGGGACAGAGACAGAGAUCACAGGGACCGCGAUCGGGAGAGACAUCGAGAUAGGGAAGAAAGGGAUAGGGAGAGGUUACGGGAAAGGGAGGAACGAGACAGGGAAAGACAUAGAGAUAGAGAAAGGCAAAGAAGAGAAAUGCACUCUCACUCUGAGAGCUCUGACGAGGAGUCCCGCCCGAACAGCUACGAGAGGGAAUACAGGCGGGCGAGCAAACGACUAAGGCUCAACAACCAUAGGUCGGCGCCGCAAACCACGCCGAGAACCGUGUUCCAUAAAGCUUUAGACGCCGUAGACAUUUCGUGGGAGAAUGAACACCUGAAGAAUAUCCUCGGCAGUGAUGAGUACUAUGACCCCGAGAAGCCUUCCGAGAAGGCGGGCGGGUCGGCCAUAACCGCACCACAACCUUACCCCAAGUUCAACGACCUUGGUCAGCCUUUGUGGCAUGAACAUUUGCCAGUGGUGGGCGCUCGGAUAGAAGCGCUCCGAGCACACGGGCGAGCACCCGCUGCCUUGAGACUGGCGGUCAGCGCGGCCCGAGCUAUGAGGCAUCGACAGGAAGUCGCCCAACACCGGUGGCACGAAGCCGGCGGCGGGGAGGCCUCGUCCUCGCACAGCAGCGCGCCGUGCCCGGGCGGGGACAGCUGCGGCGGCGGCUGCGGCGAGCGCGCGCGGCUGUCGCUGGUGUGCGCGCACAUGGACUCGGGCGGCUGCCUGCCCGGCGGCAGCACGUGCGCGCUCAGCCACCACCAGCGCUGCAUCGGCAGAGACAGCAGAUGCUGGACGGGCUGGACGCUGGAAGCCAUCUGGUGCGUGUACGAGUGCCUCGCCGACGCGUGCCUCGCGCCGGACGACCAGCGCGCCUCGCCUCGGCUGCACACCGCCUAUCUGGAUGAGGAGCCCAACACUGGCUUGCCACCUAGGUACCAACACGUACCAGUGGCAGGCAGUAAAAACCCAGAAGAGACUUACCUAGCGUUGGCUCUUGAAGCAGCUUUAUUGGGACUGGGCGUGCAAAGGAUGUUACCUAAUGGGUUGUAUGCGCAGGAGAGGUAUUGUAAGCAGGAGGAGCGCCUAAUAUCGCAACUCCAACGCGUGGAGGGCGAGGCGGCGGGCGGCGUGUGCGCGCGGGCGGCGCGCGCGCUGCUGGCGGGCGGGCCGGCCUCGUGCCUGGGCGCGCGCGUGCACCCCCGCGCCGCGCCCGCGCACACCUUCGCCAGGUUCCUGUUCCUGGCCCUGUUGCCCGCCGACCCUGACCUGGCGUACCGGGUCGGACUGAGAGCUAUGAGAUUACCGAUGGUAGAAGAGGCGUACGCGCUAGACGGCGCGGGCAGCGCGGCCGGCGCGGUGGGGGGCGCGGGCACCGCCUGGCACACGCUGCAGCACGCCGAGCAGCAGCAGGCGGCGCUGGCGAGCGCGCUGCUCGGAGCGGCCCGAGGCAACCCGGGCCGGCUGCGCGCUGCGCUGGCGGCGGCGCAGCGGCACGUGCGCUCGGCCGCGCAGCUGUUCCGCCUGGCGCAGGACACGCUGCGGCACGCCGCGCCGCCCGACGCGCCGCACCACCACCGCGACCUGCUGGCGGCCGCCUUCGAGCUGGGGCUGCAGGUACUACGGAUGACACUAUCAUCAUCAAACUGGCGGAGACGAGAAAUGGUCCGGUGGUUGGUGACGUGCGCGACUGAAUUGGGACUUGACGCGUUACUCUCCAUCAUGCAGAACUGGUACGAACUGUUCACGCCCACGGAAGCCACUGGUCCGGUGGCAGCCGCGGCGAUGUCUCACGCUACAGCCUUAAGGUUGGGUCUCAGCUUCGAACAGCAGGAGAAGCUCAGCGCAUGCGCCAGGACCCUCGCCUUGCAAUGCGCUGCUAAGGACCCGCCCGGCUGCGCUCUAAGCGCGUUGUCCGUAUGCGAGGGCUCGGCCGGCGCGUUCGAAGCCGCGUGCGCAGCGGUCGGCGGCGCGGCGGCGCGCGGCGCGCUCGCUUCCAGCACGCUGUUUGCUGUGGCCAGAUAUAUGGAGCAGAGGGGGCAGCCAGCCAGGGCUAUGAGACUAGCGACCUUGGCGAUGAGGAACCUCCAUUUACAUUACAAUCAGGACAGUCACCCAGCGAUAGCAGACAUCCACUGGGCAGUAGCACUCGCCCAUUCACUCGGCCGAGCGGAGCUGCAAGCGAUGUUGCCGCUACUCGUCAAGAAUGUGCAAUGUGCGCCUGUGCUGUCGGACGUGCUGCGGCGGUGCUGCGUGGCGGCGGCGGGCUGCUCGCGCGCGCGGCCGGCGCCGCCGCGGCCGCCCACGCCGCUGCGGCCGCUGCUGGAGGCGGCGCUGCGGGCCUACGCCUCCACCACGCACGCGAGGCUCGCGCACAUAUCUCCCAGGCAUUACGCGGAUUUUGUCGACUUCCUUGGCAAAGCCCGCGAUACCUUCGCACUUGCCCAUGAUGGACCUCACCAAUUCGCUGCCUUACUGCAGGAAAUCAAACUCAAGUACAAGGGCAAGAAGAAACUCAUGUUCCUCGUUAAAGAAAGAUUUGGCUGAACCUUGCCUGAUUUAAAAUCGGUUUGAAAAAUAAUAACGUCAAAUUUGAAUUUCGGAACUGUCAGCUCUGACAAAAAUAGGGCUGUCGAUGUUAGUUUUUUGAUUUUUUUUAUCCCAGUAUUUAAAAAACGUUGUUUUGUUUUUAUUUUUCGUUUAAAACACAGAAAUGUACCUACAAUGCGAUUGUUUUGUUUCAGUUUUUUAAAUUGAUUUUUGUUAACACAGUGCAAUACAAAACUGUAAAUAAAUUAAUUAUAUUGGAUUAUAGUUGUAAAAUAUGGCGGCACUCACUGACAUGGAACAUAGGAUUCGAAAAAAUUACCAGUACCUACGGUAAACGUUAUUACCUCAUGUAUGGUACACAAUGUGUACCUUUCGUGUACCAAUCCAGUCUAUUCUAAGUAUUAUUUUUAUUUAAUAAAACUACUUUAACUGACCUCGUAAAUGUCAUUUUAUAUUGUAAGUAAUAAAUAUUGUAAUGAUCUCAAUGAUUCCAUUUGUGUAAAUAGUUAUAGGGUUAUGUAAAUAUAGCGCAAUGUAAGUAAAUUUAGAACUGAGGUAUAGCUGUCAUAAGUAGGCAUCUUGCGUUUUGUGUCCGCAAUAUAAAAAUUUUAUAAAUAAUAAGCGACCGAUUCAUUUGUGAAUACAAAACGCGAUUUAAUGUAGACAAAUAGUAAACGCCAAUCUUAUAGCGUCCAAUAGCAAUGGAUAUCAUUAAAAUGAAACGAUACAACACCAAAGAAAUAUUAUAAGUCCAAGUGUGAGAUAAACGAUGCCAUCAUUGUUUCAGUAUUCUUGAGUAUUCAAUAUAUAUAUAUGUAUAUAUCUAGUUGAAUAUGUUUUAACUGUUUUUAGUUGAUUAACUGUUCCAAUGACUUUUGUUGAACUUUUUUAAACCCAUCCAUCCAUAUUAAAUAAAUCGUAUAUAUUUUUAAUUUCAGAAUAGUAAUUAUAAAACCCAUUUAAGUUCUCAAAUAGGUGUUAAAUUUUAACAAGAAGUGCAUUUAUAAAGAUAGAAAAUGUAUUUAAUAUAAAGGGUGAUGUUUGGAUAGUGUUCAAAGAUUAGGGUUGAAGGAGCGAAGUGAAGUGUAAUUUAUAAGCUUAUGUGAAGGACUUUUGUACUUUUUGUGGUGUGUGGGAGGGUUGUGCUAACGCAAAUUAUAUAUGUCUGCAUUAUUACUGAAAAGUAAACUAAUUUCAUUUAAUAAUUUUUAAAAUACAUUAAAUAACUAUAAAAACCAACAAUUGCCAACCCUGUGAUGUGUCAAAUCAGAAUCAAAACUAUGAAAAUGCAAAAUUGAGAAUAGGCUGAGUUGAGUUUUUCUAACUAUAAUAAUAUAAUAUCUUUUUCACGAUUGGUCCUAAAAGAUAAUUAUUUACUUUGGUCUUAAACUUGAGUGACUUCUUCGCUACGUUCGCUCGCUUAUGAUAUAUAAGUUUAUCUUGUUACCACAACAUUAGCAAGCAAGAGAAGCGAGCGGUCAAUUAAGUUUAAAACGAAAUUAAAUAAUACCUCUUUUACCCAAUCGCGAAUUGAAACAAUCGCAUACCAAUGAUUCCUAGGUAUUCUUUUUAAGUUUAUUAUUCUGUCUUCAAAUACGAGCACACAUUUUUCUCAGCGAUUUCUAGGUUUCCAUUCAGGAAGUUGGGAUAUACAUAUUUUAUGUAGAGUGAUGCCACAUUCCGGGCAGAAGGUGAAGUUUAUAAUCUAAGACUUAUCAUUACCUUUUCCUACUUUUCAACUAACAGACUGUCAAUUCUAAGUUCUGCUCGGAAUAUUUCUCAUCUGAUUUUCUCAUUGAUGUCAACAAAACGAAACAAUAGCUUUUUAUUUUACUAGCGAAAGGAUCAAAUCAUUGAAUUAUGCGAUCUUAUUCUUUUAGAAAAAAAUAG
Messenger RNA from Amyelois transitella, 5575 nucleotides. Its product is annotated as zinc finger SWIM domain-containing protein 5. The transcript has 22 exons. Gene Ontology annotation, molecular function: zinc ion binding. The record is from RefSeq and is a predicted model, not a curated record. The coding region runs from base 20 to 3682 and encodes 1220 amino acids. Gene Ontology annotation, cellular component: Cul2-RING ubiquitin ligase complex. Lineage: Eukaryota; Metazoa; Arthropoda; Insecta; Lepidoptera; Pyralidae.